AUGAUGUCGAACCAAAGUUACGAAGACCUGCCCUACUGGGACACAUGCACUUCUGAUCCUAGCUUUGUCUGCGAAAAGCCGAGUCCUUUGAGAAUCGUGAAAGCUGACGAGAACAUGAAUAAGCGGGCCUUUAUGUCUAAUGCAGAGUUACCACUGGCGCCUCAUGCAAUAAGCCAAGAAGAGGAGUCGCCACUCUUCAGAACAAGUCCACCUGUGGCACUGACUGAGCCCUUCGAGACACUGCCCCGGCCAAGGCUAGAGCGUUGGUCAACACCACAGAUUACCAUCACACCUGAGGCCACCGCCAUCGAAGAAGGCUGCCAUAGAUUUUGGGUGGCUAUCGAGGUCUCAAGAGUACGCAAGAAGACACCUUUCUGGAACAAACAGGUACUGACGGCAUACAAAGCAGGGGAGAUCUCCGACGAAGAUGGCGGUCUCGGUGAUUUGGACGUCCAAAUUCUGCCAACGGAAGAAUCCUCGGUUAUUCGAAUUCUCCAGGAGCAGCCCUUUCCCAUUCACCGCUUGGACCCCGGAUCAAGCAUCUUUCUUCUAGCUCAAGUGCAGGUCCAUGUCUCAAAGGGCAUGCGGCGAUGCAAACAGAAGUGUUCACGGUUAGAAUCGGACAACCUGAUGGAGGCGCUUAAGGAGGAGUUGGGUGAUUCUACCGUGAGCUACAUGACCGUGCGGCUGUCAUAUCGAAAUUCGGCAUUUCCCAUGUGUCAAGAUAUGGGGAUUGUGGAGGAUGACACGUUCAGCAUGCACAGCAAGAUUAAGACGGUAGCCACAGCCUCCGUGAAACUCCACAAUGCCAUGUCGUUUUGGUCUCCUCCUCCGGUUUCAAGAUCCAACCCACUAUUACCACUGGUAGAGAGACACUGGGGGGCCACCAGCGCCAGGAAGGUCAUGACACAAAUUUCUGCAGCAAAAUACGGUCCCAAGGACUCAGAGCAAACGGACUAUUUGCAACAGAAGCAUCCAGAAAAAAAGGGUUAUAGCACACAUGGAAAGCCCACUUGGAAUCAUAGCCCUGCGCCUCGGGUUCCCCCCAGAAAGGCAAGCCUUCAACGAGACUGCACUGAGGUCGAUCUCGAUGAUAGAGAAAAACAGCCUCAGUCUCUGAUGAGAUUGAGACAAGGGUCAUCCAGAUGUGGUAGCUAUGCGUCAAGCUACUUGUCGAGGCAGAGUCGUGAAGGUCUGCCAGGGUCGAGAACCUUUAGGGGCGCGGGGGUGAACAAUUCGGCCCAUACACGACCGAAAGAAGAGCACAGCCAAGAUGGAAGUGAUAUUCCUGCUACUCAGAGCCGAAGAACCGUUUCUGGCAAAUCUGACAGCAGCACGUUAUGGAAGAGGCGGUCACUCGGCGCUGACACCCUCAGGGGCUUAUUGCCUUUGAUGGCGGGUUUGUCCAUAACGACAAGGGAGCAGGAAGUGGAGGAGUCCCGAGCAGUAUUGCCAGCGCGUAGUAGAGGCAAAAAGGAGGCGAGCAAAUGGGGAUGGGCGUCAUGGUUCUAG
This is a messenger RNA of Fusarium subglutinans, 1512 nucleotides long. RefSeq lists its product as uncharacterized. The transcript has 4 exons. The coding region runs from base 1 to 1512 and encodes 503 amino acids. Lineage: Eukaryota; Fungi; Ascomycota; Sordariomycetes; Hypocreales; Nectriaceae. The record is from RefSeq and is a predicted model, not a curated record.